Molecule: messenger RNA, 2713 nt
Organism: Microdochium trichocladiopsis
Lineage: Eukaryota; Fungi; Ascomycota; Sordariomycetes; Xylariales; Microdochiaceae
Product: PXA domain-containing protein
Exons: 3
Coding region: 373-2637 (754 amino acids)
Biological process (GO): endosome to lysosome transport; protein targeting to lysosome; early endosome to late endosome transport
Cellular component (GO): extrinsic component of endosome membrane; early endosome; late endosome
Molecular function (GO): phosphatidylinositol binding
Source: RefSeq, a predicted model, not a curated record
UCUCGCGAUGUGUGAUGUUCCGUUUCCUUCCAGGUCAGAAUCGCGUGCAACGUGGGAGAGUACAUUGUGCCUUGCACGGCUGGGGUCUCUCCAAUGAUCCUGGUUGGAGGUGGAGCUGUGCGGUGACGUCCCCCUCCACGACACCUCUCCAUCCCCACUCGCUAGCACAGGAUCACGACACCGUCCUCGAGCUGCUUCUCAGGUGCGGCCGCGGCAUGCCCUUCCACAGCAGGAUAGUUUGCGGAUGGAGUACACAGUCAUCUCGCAACAAGCUUCAACCACCAGACACUCAACUCCGACCCCGCUCGCACCUGCGACGGUGAACCAUGACCAGACGAAAGUAAGCAGGAUACUUUUGUGAUCAAAGGGGUCAUGGCAGCAGCGGCACCAGUCGCACCGCCUCCUCUUACCACCCGCACGUCGACUGCGAAAGGCCACACAAGGCUACGCGCAAACCAUGGAGGCGAAGACGGGCGAGCGCCGCCGUCCCCUGGAUACGAACCAACGAGCCCCAUGAAGCAAGCCGCGGCAGCUACAACCACAAACCCGAGCGCUGCGAGACCUCAGCCACGGCCAAGUCGCCCACCCACGGCAGAUUUCCUGUCCGACAAGACCACAGCGGCGCUCAUACGUCGUACGCUGUGCCCUCAGGCUUCUUUGGACAGAGGAAGGACCGCGCCUGCUCCGAUCGAGGAUCUCCUUCCGCCACUCACGAGUCGCAACGAUGUCGACCUCCAACUGUACGCCCUUAUCUCCAUCAUACUUCGGGAGUCUGUCCAGAACUGGUAUGGCAAGAUCACACCAGACGAGACUUUUGUUGCCGAGAUUGUGCAAAUAAUCGCGCACGUCACGCGCGCUUUGGAGCAGAGGCUUCGCAAGGUCGAUCUCGAAAGCCUCUUGUUUGAUGAGCUGCCUGAUCUGCUCGAUGCCCAUGUUCGCUCCUAUCGGAUUGCGAAGCAUGCUUCUGCAGCACGACCCCCUCUCGAGUCAAGCCUGCGUGAGGUCUAUCAUUCGCUCUGGCCCCUGCCCGCCUUGUCUCCGGUGCCCCAUCGAAAAGACGGGGUCAGUGAUCAAGAGCAAAACGAAAAUGAGCUCGCCUACCGCCAACUACUAGUCCAGGGCGUACUGGCCUUGUUGCUGCCAACUGAAGAUCUCCAGAAUGAGUGCCUGGUCGCGAUCGUCGGGCAGAUCCUUUCAGAGCUGAUCAUCGGCAACCUCAUGAUCGCGAAACUCUCCCAGCCAUGGCUAUUAUGGGAGAUUUUCAUCAUCUUGACCAGGCUGGGACAGAAGCAGCAGUCCUCGGCACGGCAACAGGACCUCGAGCCAGGGAGUGGUGGCAAGGCAAACAUACCUGAGUCCAAGCGACACGGCUCGAUCUUGACCAGCCUGUUCUGGUCAAUCAUGCAAAGUCUCUUUGUUAUGCUCAACAUCGGGAGAUUAUUAUUCAGCACUGUGGCUUUGUCGCGCUCUUUACCACCAAGGACUUCUUUCCAAUCUCACACCCCUAAAUCGACGCUUCGACCCGACGGAAAACCAUAUGCAGCCUCGAUAUCGUCAGACGUUUACGCAGCAACUCCUGACGUUCCUGUGGCCUCUUUCGCCAUCUGGUCCUGCCUCGGAAACCUGAUUGAGGUUCAAACACGCAUGCCGUGGCUCGGGGGAGCCCUUGCUCUUUUGCAAUGGGGUGGACUCAGUGGACCGGGCAAAGUCGCAAAUGUUGACGGAGUCCUGGACAGGCUCAUGUCACACUGUAUCCAGACAUACAUGCUGGCGCCCGAUCACCUGCCCCCACUGCUGCGCUCCAUCCGCGGCGCACUCUUCCCUAACAAUGCCCCAGGAACAUCGACCUUGACCCCCCCUUCAUCCGAUGAGGAACUUGCUGCACUAAAGCGCAGAUGCGCUAGGGCGAUCUGGGGGGCCGUCCCGAAAAGGGUAGGCAGGCUCUAUUAUGGCGCCAGUGCGUGGGCUUGGCUGCGCUCACCGCUUAGCAUCAGCAAACAUGGCGGUGGUCAGCUCCAGCAGCCCAGCGCCGUAGCCGCCGCCAACGAGAUGCGGUCCGAUCCGCUCCAGAAAACCAACAGUGCUUUUCAAGCAGAAGUCGAUCCCAAUGGGACUAGGGUCGACCUCGGACUGGGAUCAGGACGGACACAAGACAAUGAUCAACAGCAGCAGCAACAUGGCAUCGCGCAUGUAGGUGACGCAGUUGCGGCAGGCGCUGCUACCGCUCAUGUGACACUGGCGAAUAACGCAGCAGCACACCGGCGGGCAAGGCCAACACGCCAACAGUCCUCCAUCUCAUCCUCCGCUACCGCUGAAGCGACCCCUAGCCCCAAUCAGCCGACGUCCAACACCCCUGGUAGGCCGACGCCCGGAAUGGCACAUCCCAGCAAAAAGAUCAUUGAUCACGCGGGGAGUGGCAGAGGAUCGGCAGCCGCAGCAGAAAAGGAAGCACAGGAAGAGGACCCCGAGACCGAGCGGGCCAUUAUGGAAAUCGAGUCCGGCAUCCUGGACCUGUUCUCAGACCCAUACUGCAAUAAGCACCUGCUAUACGGCGUCCUCGAGCUUAUCCUUGUACGAUUGAUGCCCGAGCUGACCGAAAGGGGUGUCGUUGACUUGCUCGAGGAGCGUCUGGCUUAGCAAUAUUGGCAUGCCAGAUUUAGUAGAGCUAGUAGUGUAGAUACCACCAAAUACUGUCAAACAUUUCUCGCUUUCA